Messenger RNA from Cyphellophora europaea CBS 101466, 3534 nucleotides. RefSeq lists its product as uncharacterized. The coding region runs from base 1 to 3534 and encodes 1177 amino acids. Gene Ontology annotation, cellular component: cytoplasm. The record is from RefSeq and is a predicted model, not a curated record. Gene Ontology annotation, molecular function: ATP-dependent chromatin remodeler activity; ATP binding. The transcript has a single exon. Lineage: Eukaryota; Fungi; Ascomycota; Eurotiomycetes; Chaetothyriales; Cyphellophoraceae.
AUGUCUGAAUCCGCAGACUCUGCGCCCCAUCAGUCUCUCGAAGACGAAAUCGCCGACCUUAGAGAAGACAUUGAGCUCAACGCUGGUCUGCUGGCUAGUCUUGAGAAUGAAAGCGACACAGAGUCUGAAGAAUCCAAAGCUGUCAUCAAACGUACACUGAAGAGGUUACGAAAGCGAAUGAAGACUUUGACUCAGCCACCUGCAGACAUCGACCAAGUUGACGGUUCCGCUGACGGCCACAUGCAGCACCAGAUUCCGUCAGGUAUGUCUCGAGACGAUCGCAACAGCCACCUUAUGCCUCCUCCCACCUCCGAUCUUGUCAGCCGUAAGCGCCAGCGUGGUGGUUUUGAUGAGGACACCGAGAGUCGCGACUCGAAAUCUAGAAAGCAGACCCCAAGCCAGUCUGGCGAUGCAUCGCCCGCCCUAAGUGCCGACAGUCUUGAAGGCUCUGACCUCGCCGAUAAUCCCAUCUUUGCGCUAUUGGGUCACUCGCGAGAAGAGGAGCGAGAGCAUAAGCAAUACUUGCAGGAGCUUGCUGCUCGGAAAAAGCAGGAGGAAGAAGACGCUGCCUAUGCACUGCGCCUACAGGAGGAGAUGGAGGCUGAGAUUGCAUCGGCUGUCCCUCCGUCAUCUUCGCAGAAAACACGCCCCGCUUCCACGUCGCAGUCGUUCUUCAAAGCCGACGGUUCGUUCAAUCCAACCAAGCCGGAACCACCUUGGCCGACUAGUCGUAUCGGAGCCGAGAGUGUGCCUGGUCCCAGCUACUCAAGACCAGAGCCACGCAUUAAAGUUGACUCCUCGGGAUGGGACUCGCCCAAUUUUGAGACCGGAUCUGGUGCAGCAACUCCCACCAGCAGCCAAGAUAGCCUCAUGGAGAUCCCGCCCGACCAGUUCAUACCUCGGGAACCUCGCAUAUCUGUGACUGGCUGGGGCCCCAUGCACAAUUCGCAGCACAAUCGCUCCAUGCCAGGCGCUUUCCCUGGUCAGCCCGAGUUCCUUAGCUCGGCUGGCUCUUCAGUGUACAACAACGUUCCAUACAACAGCAGUACCUCCGCCCUGGGCAAUCCCGCCCUGGCUUAUGGAGCUGGAGGCUACGCAUUGCCAGGCUCCGGCUUAGUCAAUCCAGCUAUGGAUCCCUACGCUGGUCUUCGACAAAAUAACGCUGAAUUGAUGCGUCGACUGAAUCCAUAUCUCGAUCAAGACGCUGACCCUGCCAAAACCCAGGAAGAAAUCAAGGAUCUCUUGAAACACAUACGACCUGACGAGGAGCUGAGUGAUGAGCAGUUGGCUCAAGUUCCACAGGGGCUCACUAUGCCCCUGAUGCCCCAUCAGAUCUCUGGUCUAGCUUGGAUGAAGACCAUGGAGGAAGGCACUAACAAAGGUGGCAUCCUUGCUGACGACAUGGGUUUGGGCAAGACAUUACAGGCUAUCUCGUUGAUGCUGGCACGACCGGCGCCUGAUAAUGAGCGCCGCCCCAACCUCAUCGUUGCUCCUGUCGCUCUUAUGCAUCAGUGGAAGCGUGAGCUUGAGAAGUUCGUCCGAGGUCGUCAUCGCUUCAACGUUACCAUCCUGCAUGGGCCCAGUCGCGCGGAGAACUACAAUGCUAUCAGAGGAUAUGACGUUGUUCUCACUACUUACGGCACCCUUGCAUCAGAGCUGAAGCGCCGUCUUGUAUAUGAGGAGAAGGUCAAGAAUGCCGCCGACCCUGCUGCGGUCAGAGACAACUGCGCAAUUCUCAGCACUCGGUCCAAGUUUCACCGCGUGAUCCUUGACGAGGCUCAGAACAUAAAAAACCGCAAUACCAAGACCGCGAUUGCAGCCUGCCGUGUCACUGCUACGCAUCGCUGGUGUCUUACUGGUACUCCGAUGCAGAACAGCGUCGAGGAAAUGUACAGUCUCAUCAAGUUCUGCCGAAUCAGACCCUAUAGCGAAUGGGACAAGUUUUCCAGGGAUUUCGCUAGGCCCCUCAAGGGUAAGUCGGAGAACCUCAAGGAUCGAGCCAUGCGGCAGUUGCAAGUGUUGCUCAAGGCGGUUUUGUUGCGGCGUACCAAGCAAUCGAAACUCAACGGACAACCCAUCAUUCAGCUACCAGAGAGGUACACCGUUGAGGAUCGUGCUGUGUUUGACGACGAUCAAUUGAGAUUCUACAAAGGUGUCGAGGAGAGUGCUAAGAUUCAGUUCAAUAAAUACCUGCGCAACGGAUCUAUUGGUAGCAACUACAGCCAUGCCUUGGUGCUUCUGCUCCGACUUCGUCAAGCAUGUUGCCACCCAGCCCUGGUUACCAACAGCAAAGACUUCCAGCAACUCGCUGGCGAGCUGGGCGUCACCGAUAUGUUGGAGAAUGCCAAGCUGCUGACCGACAAAGUUGUCGAUCGCCUGAAGAGCGAGGAGCAGGAUGCGGGUCUUGAAUGCCCAGUCUGUAUGGACGCCAGCGAGAACCCUACAAUCUUCCCUUGCGGGCACAACGUCUGCACCGAGUGCUUUGCCAAACUUUGCGACAACGCCCUCAAUAGUGAGGAGAGCGCUCAGGCUACUUGCCCACACUGUCGAGCGAAGAUCGAUGCGAACAAGAUUACCAAUUGGGAGAGCUUUCUUCGGGUGUACUGCCCAGAUCGCGAAGGUGUACAGCCUGUUGAUGACAUCAGAGGCGACGCGUCGGACUCAGACUCAGAUUCAGACAGUUUCGACGAGGGCGAUGGUGAUGACGAUGGCAAAGACCUUGACGACUUCAUCGUUCCGGAUGACGGAGAAAUUGCGUAUGAUAGCGCGGCUAGUGAUGGCAAGGUGAAGAAAGACAAGUCGAUUGCCAAGCGCAAGCCCAAGUCGAAGCGCAAGGGCAAGCGCAAGGACAAAAAGAAAGACGCAACCAUCUCCCUUGCAGAGCUGCGCAAACAGGGUCUGCGGUCCAAGGCUGCGCAUCGAAAAUAUCUAAAGAAGCUGGCCAAGGAUUUCGUCACUAGCACGAAGAUCGAGAAGACCAUCAAGCUGCUGGAGGACAUACACAAUCGCGGCGAGAAUGAGAAGACGAUCAUCUUCAGCAGCUUUACGUCAUUCCUUGACCUGCUUGAGGUACCACUCUCUCGUCACCCGGACUUCCAGGUCUACUCUCGCUACGACGGUUCCAUGACUGCGGCAGCGCGCAACGAUGCGGUUCUCGACUUCACCGAUAAGCCAAACAACAAGAUCAUCCUUGUGAGCUUGAAGGCUGGCAAUGCGGGCCUGAAUUUGACGGCUGCCAACCACUGUAUCAUCCUGGACCCGUUCUGGAAUCCCUUUGUUGAGUACCAGGCUGCUGAUCGCUGCUACCGUAUUGGGCAGACGAAGGAGGUCACCGUUCACCGCGUCCUGAUCGGUGAGAAUGACGAGGAAAGAAGUGGUGAGGAGGACUUUACAGUCGAAGAUCGUAUUCUCAAGCUGCAAGAGAAGAAGAAGGCGUUAGUUGAGCAGGCUCUGGAUGAACGUGCUGGCCAACAGGUGGGACGGUUGGGUGUAAUGGAGCUGGGCUAUCUGUUUGGCGUUAACAAUCUCCAAUAA